Paramecium sonneborni is the source of this 1072-nucleotide messenger RNA. NCBI's taxonomy places the organism in Eukaryota, Ciliophora, Oligohymenophorea, Peniculida, Parameciidae. The record is from the annotation of a GenBank genome assembly.
AUGAAUUUUAAAUUGAAUGAAAGGCAUAUUACAUAAUUAGAAGAAUUAGAAUCUUUAAAAGGAAAAUUAUAAUGCCCUUCAUCUAGAUCUCGUAAUCUUUCAUCAGAUAGAUAAUACACAUCUUCAUUAACAAAUGAUUUUAGAAGCACAAGAAAUAGUGAUUAAUAGAAGAAUACUUAAUCAGUUGAAAAAUGUAUUUCUUUAAAUUAUGAAUUAGUUUUGAAUCUCAAAUAAUAAAAUUAGAAUGUUAACAAUCUAUCUUAAUUAUGGAAAUAAUAAAAGUAACUCAUAUCCCUUACUUAAAGUUUGCAUGCAUAAAAUUCAAUAUGUAUUUUUGAUUUUAUUAUAUAUAUUUUUUAGAAGAAAAAUAAGAGGUUAAUCAUGACAUAUCUAAAUAUACUCAUUUAGUAAUAGAAGAAGAAGAAAUUCUAGGUACUGAAUAGGAUGUCACUAAAAUCAAAGGAAUUUAGGCAGUCAAUAAUGUUAGAGUAAAUGGCAAAUUUCCUGUAAAUACAAAAUAAGGAGGAUAAAAAAAAAUACAAUAAUAAACACAGAAUAUUUAAUCUAGUAAUAAUUAAGGUUAAAACAAAAAAACUAAUAGUAAUAAUAAUUCUAAUUAUAACACCAUUCGACCUCAAACUACUAAAUCUUAAGUAUAAGUACCUUAAACACCUUUAACAUAAAAAAAGACUAUUUUAAAAAGUAAUACAAAGUCUUUUUAAGAUCCAUUUCAAGAUAGUAUAUGUUUUCUAAUAAAGUAGUACCACAAACUCCUACUUAAAAAAUAAAGUAAAGUUCAUUACUAGAAAAAACUAGAUAAGGAAAGACAAGUUUAGCAAUAAAUAAAGUUAUUGCAAAAAAGAAUCCAGAAGAAGACGAAAGAAAAUUAAUCUCUUAAUUAGCAAAAUUAAAAGAAAAUGUGACUAAAUUAUAUGAUAGUCGAUUUGAAAAAUAGUUAACACAUUCUUCUUAAUUUAUUGAAAAGUAAAAAAAUUGUGUUUAUUUUAGAAAUAUUGAUUAAAUAAUCAGCACACUUAAAUUAGAUUUUAGAUUCUUUGAUAAAGAUAUGUGA